GUGGAAAAGGGGAAAGCUAAUAUGCUGCUGAUAUACCAAAGCUUCUUCGGUUAAAUUGAAUAAAUACCGCUUGCCGAGGACUUAUAAACUUUCGACCAAAAACUUUUAUUACAUUUUAUUACAACUGCUUCAUUACAAAAAGGAUGAUAUUUUAAUUACAUUUAUUUUUUCUAUGACGUAAAGUUUAAAAACAGUUAUAAAUUACUGCUGAAAGUCAGAAGACAAGCAAAUAUGAAUGGUAUCAUUAAUUACCCGACCACAGAGAAAGGAGCCAGAAAACCAAAAUGUGCCAGAUGUCGAAACCAUGGGAUGAUAUCCUGGUUAAAGGGGCACAAGCGACAUUGCCCGUACAGAGAUUGCGCAUGCGCGAAAUGCAAUCUUAUAGCAGAGCGACAGAAAGUCAUGGCGGCUCAGGUCGCCUUGAAGAGACAGCAAGCAGCCGAGGACGCAAUUGCUCUUGGUCUACGAGCGGUUAACGUUCCGACAUCCUUACCGGGAAGUUAUCUUCCUGCUGGACCUGUUUUCCCCACACACGAAGCUACAAACGUUGGAGAUGAAAAAAAUUCCACUGGUAGAAGCGAUGACGAAGAAGUCGCUAUCGACUCUUCGGUAAACGAAAGAGAAGACGAGAACGCUGUGGUGUCGUCAGAAGCCAGCAUUAACAUCGCACACGCCAUGGCAUCUUCGUUCCGACCUGGAAAACUAAGCCACCUUGAGAUUCUGACUCGACUGUUUCCGCAACAGAAACGAUCAGUAUUGGAGCUUGUACUACAAGGUUGUAACGGCGAUACAGUAAAGGCGAUCGAACAUUUUCUGUCGGUGAACGAACCAGCUACCGCGAGUCCACCAUCCAAAACCCCUUCCCCUCCACCAGAUUCGCGAAAACGAAAACUAUCCACCCCAAACUCUGAGUUCAAACGACAUGCCCCGAAUGAACGGCUACCAGUAUGGAAAUCCGACCAAUCAGCAUUCAGCUCCCUUGAAGCAAAAAAAUCCCCUAACCUCGCACUGAACUCUCCUUUAUCGAGAACGGUUGUGGGAAACCCCCCUAACCCCAUGAAUUUGGCUUCGUCCAUUUUUAAUUCCUCCAUUUUCCCGAAUCUUUCUGCCGAAACAUUGUUCCGAGGCUUCCCUCCUAACCCCACUUUUCCAUUGGGUCAAAAUUUUAGCGGUGGGGUAACCCCAAACCCAUUUUACUUUCCGUUUUACCCACUAAACACCAAAUUAUCGCCAUCCAUUGGAAGCCCAACUACGUGACUGCAUGUCCCCAUAGAGGUAAAACCUAAAAGUUGUAAACAACACCACGACUUACGAUGACGUUUGUGUUUGUGGGCAACCACGACUUACGGUGACGUUUGUGUUUCAUAAAUUCAAAUUACAAUGUAGUUCGCUGAUGAUGACAAUAAAAUAUCAUGGUGUAAUUUAUUUAAUUUUCAAAUCGAGUAAAAUAUACCUAUGCUGAUUUUCUGACUCAUUCUAGUUCUUUGAUCUUGUCAAAUAUUUUCGCGGGAACGAAUGACAACCACACCAUUAUUCGCUUUCCAGGCGUUACUUUCUCCCCACGGAAACAACCAAAAAUAUCAAUUUGGCUCGAAAGAUUGUAUAAUUUAUAGCCGGUUAAGAAACAAACUGUCGUCGACGUGCAUUCGACCUCUUUAGCUCGUCGAGCUUCCUUUGUAAGGCUUGUUGGGUUCCCGGCGUUUUGUUUGAGCAAGUCGCAGAGAUCUUUUGUAAAAGCUUUGAUGGAUGGAGAGCUUGUAACGAGUUUGCAGGUGUCUCUAUUCACUAGCGAGUCGAUCAAAUAUUGAGAGAAAUUAAGCGAAAAGCCAGCGCGGCUGGAGUCACAUUUUAAUAACUUUUGCAUCGCUUAUUUAUAAAAUAUAAUAAAGUAUAGUAAGGUGGGGAAACACGGGACACAUUUAGCACAUAAUAAACAAAUAUCCUUAUCGUGUUUUUUUACAAUUAACAACGGUCUCUGCGGUUGCGGUGUUCCAUCUUCCCCCACCCUUAUAUAUUGGACUUUCUUCGUGACUCUUCUUCAUUUUGCAAAGCCAUUUUUGUUGUAUUGAUCAUGUGAAAAUCUGUUCAAAACACAAGCAACAAAGCGAUGAUUGUUUAUGUAACAAAAAGUGUCCUGUUUCAAAUCGGCAAUGUCCUUUAGCGGGGUUAGGCGACCGCGGCACAAAGUGAAACUUCAUCUAAUGUAUCGGAUGGAGUGCGUCUACCAUUAUGUAUCCAAAGAUGCCAGCGUAAUGUUACACCCCCUUGUAGUCCCAGGUCGUUUGGAAAGACGAGAAUCCAAUUUUCCAAACGAUAAUUUAAAUUCUCGGUAUGAAAGUAGGUGUCGAGGAACAAUGAUUUGAUUUAGAGUGCUAUAGCAGGUUACUCACAUCAACAUAAUUAAUUCCAUGUAAUUUAAAAAGAUAAAUUAACAUAUAUACUAUUUUUGGUUAAACACCUUAAAUAAAAGAAAUAAUAAAAAAACAACUUUUUGUAGUGAUUUUAGUUUGUUUGUUAAUACGUCGGAAAUAUUUGUUAUAACAACUUUAAAACUUUCGCGUGGUAGCAGAAAAGUUCACGGGGCAACAAAAUAAAUCGAUUGCAUAAUUAGUUUAAAUCUUAGAUUUGUUGCGAAAGUUUCUCGAGCCCCCUGAAGUGCUGGUGGAGGGCGCAGCCACCCGGGAAAGAUACACGUCGAAAGUUUUCAGCUAAUUUCGCCGCCUUACAAGUCGCUUUGUUCUUCAGCGCCUUUGUUUGCACUGGUCGCAUCCUCUUUAACAUGAGCACCAUCAUGCUACUUGAACACGGUGCCCGAGCGUCAAUUAACCGGAAUAUUGAAACAUCAAAGUUAAAUAUUCGGCAACACUGUGGAACCACUGGUUAUUUCGCUAAUGUGCGAAGUGAUAAAAUCCACAAAUAUGAGCAAACAACAGGUAUCGAGGACGGGAUAAUGAAUUGGGGAAGGAAAUGAAGCAAGAUUCGGACACGUUUACACUAGCAGGACGAAUAACCGCCGAACAAAACCGCUCGCUCGAAGACAAUUAAAUGUUGUAAACAAAAACUGGUUUCCAACGACUGUGAAGACGAUUUUAUCUGUGAGUGUCGGUGCAAUAACGCGAUAACGCCCAGCGACGAAAAGAUAUAUCGACGACGGGGACAAUUACUGGGGUUUGGCAAAUACCGAACAAUAGACGAUCCGUCUUGGGAGUCCGUCAUUGCAACUAUAGGAUCCAUUCCUUGGCAAACAGUGCGAUUAAUUGUUAAACUAUCUCCACCCGCACGCGGUCGGUGCCUUUCAUGUUCGGCCCGACGAAAAUAUCGUUGUGAAUGGAAAUCAUUAUUGUCACGUCACUGAUCCCUCUGUGACGGUUGAAACAUGAUGAAGAAUACAUUGAGCAAACACCGACAGUUUGCGGUUUAUCGUCAGCUUAAAGCUGGGCAAAUUUGGACUCAAUGCUACCACCGUGCGGUUGAAUAAAUUACUACUUCUAAAUA
Ciona intestinalis (vase tunicate) is the source of this 3495-nucleotide messenger RNA. Its product is annotated as doublesex and mab-3 related transcription factor 3, truncated-like. NCBI's taxonomy places the organism in Eukaryota, Metazoa, Chordata, Ascidiacea, Phlebobranchia, Cionidae. Gene Ontology annotation, biological process: sex differentiation; regulation of transcription by RNA polymerase II. Gene Ontology annotation, molecular function: protein binding; RNA polymerase II cis-regulatory region sequence-specific DNA binding; DNA-binding transcription factor activity, RNA polymerase II-specific. The record is from RefSeq and is a predicted model, not a curated record. Gene Ontology annotation, cellular component: nucleus.